AUGAUUCUUCAUAGAGCCUUGACGUUGUCCUGGGCCAUGGCCGCAGCAUUGACGGAAUCCGUUGGCGCAGCUCCCAUUGAUUCUCGACAAUUCUACUCUCGCAUGACGAUUGGAUAUCGGACUGUUAGCGCGGAACAAGCAAGACAAUACAAUCGGGACGGCAGAAUCAGCUUUGAUCCAGCUAGAGCACUUGGCAAUCAAAUAGGAGUCGGUGUAUACACUACACCAGGCCCAGGCCAGUGGCCCGGUAAUCCUGGAGACUGGUAUUGCCAAAUCACCGCUCGCAAGUCAAAGAUGAAGUCGAUCGAUAAGAUAUGGAUCCCGAGGGAUUAUUGGUGGAACAUCGGCGGAAUGUAUGACUAUGUCGAGUCGAACUUUCCAAGUAUUGAUCUCGACUAUUCAAUGCGCCUUUCUUUGAUUGCCGACUAUGAGCAUCUGACUCAGCUUCUGAUCCCGACUUACUUGCUCUCUGGGCAAGGCCUGGACAUACAGGUUACUUUUGCAUUCGAGACCAAGACUUUCAAUUGCUCCUUGUGCAGUGGUCGCUUUGCAAUUCUGGAGCAGUCGAAUCAACACCUCAAAUCGCCCAAACACCAGCAGAACGUCUACUGCUGCCCGGGACUCGGCUGCCCCAAGGAAUUAAGCACACUGGCAGCCGUCACUGAGCUUCUGCAGAGUGAGGGCUGCAAUAUUAUGACCUUCGAGGCUGUUCAGGAGACUGCGGCACGCAUGUUCCACCCCAGACGCACUAUGGCGCUUUAG
Colletotrichum tamarilloi is the source of this 762-nucleotide messenger RNA. RefSeq lists its product as uncharacterized. The record is from RefSeq and is a predicted model, not a curated record. The transcript is spliced from 4 exons. Bases 1 to 762 code for a protein of 253 amino acids. Lineage: Eukaryota; Fungi; Ascomycota; Sordariomycetes; Glomerellales; Glomerellaceae.